UUUAAAGAUGGACGACGUCCAUGCGGGUAGAAAAGAUUGUACAUUGUUCCAGAAGCACUGCGAGAAAAUCAUAGGAAAACUAACAGAGGAGUGCAUUGACAAUUUCAAGGCAACCGCAGAUGAAGAGGCUAGAAUUAAAUUCCUGUACGACCAAGCCGUUCAGAUACCCAUAACUAUUUCGCCGAAUAACGGCAAAGAUAUAGAAAUAGCACAGCAGGAGAAAAUUAAGGGUAACUCGUAUUUUGCGAAGAAAGACUACACUAACGCUUUAAAGAGCUACAAUAACGGUAUAAUAAAAUGCCCUCAAAAUACAGCUCCGUCAAGAGAGCUACUUACAAUAUUAAUAUCAAACCGUAGCGCUACGUAUUUUGAAUUGAAAGAAUAUAAAAGAGUGUUCAACGACAUUGACUAUCUCACAGAAGUAGGAAAUUACCCGUCACAUUUGCAAUACAAGAUAUGGCUCAGAAAAGCAAAAUGUUACGACGCUUUGCAGAACGAAAGACUUUCAUCUGAAGCAUACAACGAAGCUGUGGAAAGUCUAAAGCACAGUAAACUAGACGAAAAAGCCGUAGAGAGCAAAAUAAAGGAAAUCGAAAGCUCUAGGGAGAACAAGACUAUUGUCCCCGUUGCAAAGCACGAGUUGGUGCCUGCUUUGGGCUCUGAAAUUUUCGUGGGAGGGAAAGAUUUUAUUGCUGCUCAUCCUCAUAUCAAAUUCGAGCAAGAUUCGUACCAAGGAAGGUUCGCAACGGCCGUGGAAGAUAUAGACACUGGUACUGUUAUAAUUGAAGAAAAUCCACACUGUGCUGUUGUUGACUCAGAACAUGUCUUGACAAACUGCCAAUAUUGUUGUGGCAGUGUGGAUCAACCUGUUGCUUGUCCGUCCUGCGGCAACGUUGUGUUUUGUUGCACGAACUGCGAAAGGCUGGCGAACAAAACAUUUCACAAAGUGGAGUGUGCUAUCCAAGGAUCCCUUAUCUCAUCUGGUGCCUCAGUGAACUGCUCCUUAGCCUUAAGGAUAAUCAGUCAGAGACCGUUUGCUUACUUUAACGACAAAAGGAAUAAGCUUAAGGACUUUUUAAGGGAUAAUUGCAAGAAAAACGUCAUAAGGAAAAAGACGUAUAGGUACGACGAUUACGAUAACGUGUUUUUCCUGUGCCGGAAUGAAAGUUUAAGGAAAAAAGAGGAGUUGGUGCAUUAUACUUGCAUGGCCACGUACUUGUUACGUUUAUUGAAAGCCGGGAAAUAUUUUCCUUUUGAGAGUAAGGAUGAGGUUUUGGUUGACUUAGAAGGUUUUAUCGGAGGUUUAAUUUUGAGACAUUUGCAGCUGCUUCAGUUUAACGCUCAUGAAAUCUCCGAACUCAAAAACCCCCCUAAACCUAUCAUCACAGGGGGAGUCGAAACUAACUAUGAAAGCACAACCACUGGAGCAGCAUUAUAUCCGACAUUAGCUUUGUUUAAUCACUCAUGUGAUCCCAGCAUUGUCAGAUACAACUUAAAAAACAAAAUAGUUGUGCGAACGAUAAAGCCUGUGAAAGCCGGAGAUAUAAUUUAUGAAAACUAUGGCCCUCUUUAUAUGUCAAUGCCAGUCGAGAAAAGACAAGAAACUUUGAAGAACAACUACUGGUUCGAGUGUUUAUGUAUCCCUUGCGUCGAGUUAUGGCCCAUGUUCCAUGAAAUGAACGAGUAUGAGCUGAGGAUACCCUGUCAGACAGACAGAUGCCCGUUUGUGUUUAUCGUGCAUCACGACGACGAACCUUUUAUGACUUGUGACUAUUGUCAUAAUGUUACCACCAUUUUUCCACACUUAAAGGGUCUAAUGGCCUUGGAUGAUAUAUUACCUGUGGCGGAGGCCCUUUUUGGUUUGAAUCAGUUUGAGAAAGCCAUGCGUAAAUUUAUUAACGGCUUAGAAAUUUUGUAUAAAUACACCAAACCACCCCAUCCUGAAAUUAUAAAAAUCCAGCAGCGUAUUAGAGUAUGUAUGAUCCACAUGGGUAACAAGGCUUGUGAUUAUAAAGUGAAUUUAUAAAUUUAAUUUUGUACAAAUUAUUUAACAAAUAAAGUUGC
Anoplophora glabripennis (Asian longhorned beetle) is the source of this 2064-nucleotide messenger RNA. Its product is annotated as SET and MYND domain-containing protein 4-like. The transcript is spliced from 4 exons. Gene Ontology annotation, molecular function: protein binding. NCBI's taxonomy places the organism in Eukaryota, Metazoa, Arthropoda, Insecta, Coleoptera, Cerambycidae. Bases 8 to 2026 code for a protein of 672 amino acids. The record is from RefSeq and is a predicted model, not a curated record.